Girardinichthys multiradiatus is the source of this 7880-nucleotide messenger RNA. Its product is annotated as zinc finger protein OZF-like. Gene Ontology annotation, molecular function: DNA-binding transcription factor activity, RNA polymerase II-specific; RNA polymerase II cis-regulatory region sequence-specific DNA binding. The record is from RefSeq and is a predicted model, not a curated record. The transcript has 3 exons. Gene Ontology annotation, cellular component: PcG protein complex; transcription regulator complex. Lineage: Eukaryota; Metazoa; Chordata; Actinopteri; Cyprinodontiformes; Goodeidae. Bases 368 to 2026 code for a protein of 552 amino acids. Gene Ontology annotation, biological process: regulation of transcription by RNA polymerase II.
GCUUCUCUGCUUCAGUUCAACAACCCACAAUCCUGUGCUGCAUCAGUCACAUGGAAACAUCGGUUGUUAAAAUCGGCCCAGUUUGACCUUUUAAGACCGAUGCUGAUAGAUCAGGCAUCACUAGGAACAUCAAUCUAAAACACGCUACGAAGCAGCGCCGUCAUUAAAGUUUAUCAGCUUCCAAAUGAUACCUGUUGGACCUGUCCUAAUAAUUACUCCCAUUAGCAAAGAAACACAGACGUCUCCAACAGAAGCUGCUGAGUGUGUUGACAGCAGACGACAGAUGAGAGGUCCAGCUGUAGUCUGUAGGUGACCAGGAUUGAAGAGCGAAACAAAGGCCUAAAAAAAAACGUCCUACCAUAAUGUGAUGAUACUGGGUCAAUGGUCCCGGACCCAUGGCAGAGCCACUUUUACCAGAUGCAGGAGCACGAUCUGCGUUCUUGGAGCUGCUCCGGGCGUGGCAGCGGACCGGACCGGAGCAGAUCUUCCACAUCAAUGUGUCUAUAAGGAGAAGGAGGUUCAGAUGGGUCAGCAGCCUUCAAACAAAGAGACAAACCCCCAUUUGGACCAAGACAAAGCAGAAGAAUGGCAAGUGAUGAAGGAACCAAAAGAAUCCGAACCCCUUCAGAUGAAAAUUAAACUGGAGGAACCAGAACUUCUGCAGUUAAAAGAGGAACAUGGUGAAAUCGGUGUCAGUCAGGUUGAAGAGCAGCUUGUUCUGAAUCAACAGACUGAUUUCGUAAUGAUGAAAGACGAAGACCAUGGAGAACCAGAACCAAAUGGGGACCAGCUCUUCUCUCAGAACUCUCCUGAAGCUAAGAACUUAAAUCAGAAAGGGAUUAAUGAUAAAGACUCAGGAUCAAGUCGGGAUGAAGCAUUGAAUCAAAAUAACAGAGAUAAAAGUAAACUGAAGAAGCACAGAGUUGAGAAAAGGGCUUUUUGCAAAAUCUGUGGUAAAAGUUUCAACCACUGUUAUUUAUAUGAUCACAUAAGAACUCACACAGGUGAGAAGCGUUUCUCAUGUAAGACCUGUGGGAAACGUUUUAUUCAAAGCUAUCAAUUAACUGUUCACAUGACAACUCAUACAGGUGAGAAACCUUUCCCAUGUCAGACCUGCGGAAAAGGUUUCAGUCGGAAGAUUUAUUUAACUCGUCAUACGAAAACUCAUACAGGUGAGAAACCUUUUGAGUGUCAGAUCUGUGGAAAGGGUUUCAUCCAAAAAGAGAAUUUGGUUACUCACAUUAGAACCCACACAGGUGAGAAGCCUUACUCCUGUCAGAUCUGUGGGAAAGGCUUUAGUGACAGAAGUAAUGUAAAACAUCACAUGAGAACUCACACAGGUGAGAGACCUUUCUCAUGUCAGAUCUGUGGGAAGAAUUUUAUUCAAAAAAACAAUUUGGUUACUCACAUGAGAAUUCAUUCGGUUGGGAAACACUUUCCAUGUGAAAUUUGUGGUAAACCUUUCUCUGGCAAUGAUCUGUUGGCCUCUCAUAUGACAACUCACACAGGUGUGAAACCUUUUUCAUGUCAGACAUGCGGAAAAGGUUUCAGUCAGAAGGUUCAUUUAACUCGUCACACUAAAACUCACACAGGUGAGAAACCUUUUGAGUGUCAGAUUUGUGGAAAAGGUUUCAUCCAAAAAGAGAAUUUGGUUACUCACACUAGAACUCACACAGGUGAGAAGCCUUACUCUUGUCAGACAUGUGGGAAACGUUUUAGUGACAGAAGUAAUUUAAAACACCACAUGAGAACUCACACAGGUGAGAGGCCUUUCUCAUGUCAGAUCUGUGGGAAAAGUUUUACUCAAAAAAAUAACGUAGUUACUCACAUGAAAGUUCACACAGGUGAGAAACGCUUCCCGUGUGAAAUUUGUGGUCAAUGUUUCUCUCGCAGUAAUAAUUUGACUCGCCACAUGUGCACUCAUAUAGGUGAGAAGCCUUUUAGAUGUCAGCCCUCUGAACAAGGCUUCAGUGAUGAUAGUAAAUUUAAACCCCACAUGAGCGCUCACACAGGUGAGGAGGUGUAAUUAUUUAAACAUGAAAAUGUUUGAGAAGUUACAGUUGAGAAAUCAUAUAAUCAUUAAACUGAAGCCCUAAAACUCCAGUGUUGAAGGUGAAUUAAUUGAAUUAAUGUAUUUUCAUUUAAAUCUGUACAGUACCUUACAAAAGUACCUUCUUUCCAUGGCUUUUUUCCCCCUAUUUGUAAAUUUAAAUGUGUUUUAAUCUUUUUUAUGUGAUUCAUCUACGCAAAAUAGUUGGUGAAAUUAAAUUAGAAAAAUAUAUAUAGAUAAAGAUAAACAACAGAAAAUUGCCAUGUGUAAACGUGUUCACCACCUUUGCUAGGAAGCCCCUAAAAGUUCUGUUGCAACCAGUUACCUUCAAAAGUCCCAUAAUUAGUGAAAAUAGGUCCGCCUGUGUUUAAUCUAAGAGUCACAUGAUCUGUCGGUAUAAACACACCUUUUCUGAAAGGCCUCAGAGGCCACUAAGCAGGAGACAUCACACCACGAAGACCAAGGAGCUCCCCAAACAAGUCAGUUGUUGAGAAGUACAAGUCAGGGUGGGGUUAUUAAAAAAUAUCCAUGUCUUUGAUGUUUCCCAAGUUCCAUCUGAUGCAACAUCUUCAGAUGGAAAGCAAGAGGGCCGCCAACCAGACAGGAAGGGCAUUCAUUAGAGAGGCAGCACAGAGACCAAAGGUAACUCUGGAGGAGCUGCAGAGUUCCACAGCAGAGACUAGAGUAUCUGUCCAUAGGACCACAAUAAGCUGUACACUCCAUAGAGCUGCACUUUAAAGACGAGUGGCCAGAAUAACUCGGUGUUAAAAAGUGCACGUUUUGAGUUCGCUCAAAGAUACGUGGGUGACUCCCCAAAUAAAUGGAUGAAGGAGCUCUGGUCAGAUGAAACUAAAAACUGAACUGCCAGAACACUGUCUGGUACAAACCCAACACCCCAACAACACCACCCCCACACUGAAACAUGGUGGUGGCAGCAUAAUGCUGUGGUGAUGUUUUUUCGCAGCAGGGACUAGGAAUCUGGUCUGGGUCAAGGGAAGGAUGAAUGGUGGUAAAUACAGGUAUAUUCUGGAGCUAAACCUGGGUCGGUCUGGCCGUGAUUUGAGACUGGGACGGAGGUUCACCUUCCAGCAGGACAAUGACCUGAAGCAUACUGGCCUUGUCAAAGUCCUGAGCUCAAUCCAACUGAGAAUCUGUGGUUAGACUUGAAGAUCGCUGUUCACUAGUGAAACCCAUCCAAUAUGAAGGAGCUGGAGCAGGUUAGCCUCGAGGAAUGGGCAAAAAUCCCAGUGGGAAGAUGUGGUGAGCUCACAGAGAAUCAUUUAAUUGCUGCUACAGAUGAAUCUACAAAGUAAUGACUUUAGUGGUGUGAACAUUUAUGCACACUGAAAUAUUCAGUUAUUUUGUCCUAUUUGUUAUUUGCUUCACAAUGAAAAAAUAACCCCUCUUCAGAGAUGUAGGCAUGAUUUCUAAAUGAAAUGGAGCAAACUCUCAAACACCAAUUUUAAUUCCAGGUUGUGAGGCAGCAAACCAUUAAAAAUGCCAUGGGGAGAAAAUACUUUUGCAAGAGAUUGUGACUAAAUGGCAACGAAACGAGAUGUUUGUCUGGGAUCUUCCACAGAGUAGUGUGAAAAUCUUAAGAGAAAAUGCAAAUGGAUGAAAACAUAAAAUAUAUAAAACAUGUAAAAUAAUAAGUGCAUAAACCCAAGAGCAGGCCAGCUUUUUAGCAGCUUGUGGCAGAAAGCUGUGCAGCAUAAAGGUGUUUCUGUGGUGGGUAUUCACACGUUCGGAGCCAAGGUCCUGCACCUGAUCUGAAAUUAAGGGAAAAUAAUCUCAGCUCUUCUCACUAUCAUCUGCAGAAUCAUCCCGAGAUGCAGCUCAUCCACCCUCUCUCAACCACAGCUCGGUACAGUAAUUUGAAUUUGAUGUGUGUUUUAGUUACCUAAGACUGUCCAUUCUCUGCUGGGCCCAUUUCAGGAUCCCAGUGGUGUUCUUCAUCCAGGUGAGGUCGUCAGAGAUCUAUACUCGGAGAAAGUAACGUUACCUACUCCCUUGAUUCCAGUUGGUGAUGUUAAGGGACGCUUGGUCAGUUUGUGACCUCUGAAGGUUGAAGAUCUUCUUUUUCAUAGUGUCCAUGUUCAGGACCAGGUUGUCUCUAUCCCAGGCCUCUGGCUGUUUCACUUUCUCCCUAUAUGCUAAUCCUAUUUUUACCAUAAAUGAUUUUCUCUACUGAAGUAUCAAUUGCAAUUUUAUUGAUGGGGGUUUUUCUUAUGCAAUUUAUGCACAGCUGCAUGGAAACUUAAUGAACAAUGGUGGUGCAACACCCAACCCUGAGAUGUUCUGCUUCUAGGUAUGAUGGAGUUAGGGAUGGUUUUCCAGUGCAGACUGUGGUCUCUCAAUCAGGACAUUUACAAUCCACAGAGAAAUCAAAUUGUUCAGGCCAAGCAGGAUCAUUUUCUCUUAGACUCUCCUGAAUGAUGGCAUUACCCGUAAAGCUAAAAUUCAAGAGCGGGAUUUAGCCAUAGCUGUCUUCAUAGUUCAGAUGACGGAGCCCUUUGUGCAGAAUGGUGGACAUUGCAACCUUUGUUAAUGUAGUUGGGGUGACAGGCCAACUGGUUUUGAUUUUGUGAUGCAGCGAGGCUGAGAUGUGAGGUUUAGCCAGCUGUUCAAAAUGUUCCCUUAUUAAAGAGUCAGACUAUCAGAACAAGCUCGGAGCAAACCUGCAGACCAGUAUUAGCUGAUGCAGAUGCAAAGACCUGCUCCAUGAUUUUCACCAGAGCUGUUUGACACUUUGUCCAUGUAACCCAGUGUUCUUCCCUCCAGCUGUAUGGACAAAUCCUGGUAAGUACAGGAGUCAUCUGACCAGGUUUCAGUCUCUCUCCUGUUUGUGUCUUCCUCUUAGCAGAUGUAGCUCCAGCUUCUAGUUUAGGUAGCAGACGUACUACUAUGUCCCUGAAGAUAAAGGUAGCAUGUUGUUCAGUCAAUGGGCAUUAAACUUCUGUUGAGCUAAAGAUCCAGAUAACAAGCUAGGUUCUCUGCAGCAUGUUAACUUGUUAGCUAUCAGCCUGCUAGGGGACGUCGUCAUCUUUCAUGUCCAGAUGGCUUUGUUUCAAGAUGGAGGAUGUCAGAAUACCAGUAAACUAUGUGGAAAAGCAGCUACUGGGAACGAUUCUCCCACAACCAACCGGUUUCACCUUCUCAUGUACCGGACUAACCAGCUCCAGUGUUUUCAGUCAAAUAUAUUUUAUUUUCAAGACAAGUACACAGAUGAGGUUAUUGUUGUAGGCCUUAAUGUCAACCUGACUGGGUGGUUUCCAUGACAACAGACUGCAGCGCUAAUGUUAGAGUACUCAGGAAUAACAGCUGUGUUUCCAUAAGUGGGUCUGCAGCUGUUGUUUUUGAUCUCUUGUUUGCUGUUUGGUAGCUGCUUCUUCACAUCAGAAACGGCUUUUUUCCAGUUAUGAGCGGUCUUGUUCCGAGCAGAAAGUAAGUACACCUGCAUCCUUCGCUGACUUUUUUUACUCCUGCGAUCGCCAGGGCUUAUUUUUGAAGUUUUGGUCAAAUUUAGACUCAGUUUUGCUUAGCUAAAGACAAGUUUAGGAAUUCAUGAUAUGUGCAAUAACAUCAGUAUCGACCGAUGUUAGUAAUUUUUCAACAUAUUAACAACCGAUGUCAGUUUCCAUCUUGUUGCCAUUGGCCAUGUGGUUUAUGUUUGGUCAUGUGACGGAUACAGAUGCAGCACAGGAUUGUGGGUUGUUUAACUGAAGCAGAGAAGCAAUGUCAGCAGUGUGGUUGUUUUUUCACGGUCUCAAAAGGGUAGAGAGGUAUAUAUAAUUCUUAUAAAGUAGGUAAAUAUUGGUUAUUGGCCAGAACAGUAGUAUUUAUAUGGUUAUUGAUAUUAGUCUAACAUUUUCGUAUGGCUGCGUCUCUCGAUGAGUUGAAGUCCAGGACAGUGGACUGACUCGACUCAAACUGCAGAACAUGAAUACGGUCCGGUUCCGGUUCAGGACUGAGCUUUGACCAAGUCAUUUAUCAAAGUUAAUUUAAUGUUUAUAACUGUAUUCAAAAAGCUUUGAAGUUAAGCAAUUUUUGGGUCACAGAAAAAUGUGGUUAAACAGCUAUUUUUGAGAAAAUGGGGAAAAGAAUAUAAUUUCUUUGUCAUAAUCAAAGACCCCAACUUCAGUGCAAAGUGACAUCUUUAAUCUGGAUCUGUUGUAAACAUGUAUUUAAAAUGUCUCUGUCCCGGUGCUGUUCAGUACCCCUGAUAAACCUGGUGGCAGACAGAGCUGAGUUAUGUUUAGUAAUAAUGUUUUUCCAUACUGAAUAUACAAUGUAGUAUAUAUCUUUGAGUGUUGUGCUUUUAAAAUGUUGCCUCAUGUAUCAGGCAUUUAAUGUUAUUCAUUUAUUAUUUUAUCAAACUAAAAUCAUUCUGACCCGAUCUGUGUGAUUCACAUAUCUGUACUUUAAGAAAUACCUUUUGGCGCGUGGAGUACACGUGUUCUCCUCGUGUUCUCCUGGUGCUCCGGGAUUUGGCCUCCAACCGCUGCAGGCCAGCAGGGAGGGCUGAUCACACUCAUCACUCCAAUGUUGCUCUGCUAACACAGUGAUCAUUGGGUGGGAUUUUACUUCACCCACUGUGAGAUUAUCAAAUGCAUGUCUUCAUCAGAGAUGAAGAUGUGAGACAUGGGCCCAGCAACAUCACUCUGUCCCACUGCUACAACACUAAGGUUAAAGGUCUAUCGCUACAAACGUUUCGGCCUAUGGAAUCAAUGAAGACAGAUGCUGGAGGGUCAUUAUGAAUCAAUAGUCCCAUAGUAAUAGGCUCUGCUUCUUGAAAACAACUAGAUGUUUGAUUACUACUUUUUAAAAUAGUUUUUGUAUAAAUCUUUCAAAGUUCAUCUCGGAUUAGAAUAUCUGCAGAAAAUUUCUCCAGUUCUGACUGAUUUCUUGAUGUGGAUCAGUUUUAGAGAAAGAUUAAGUGAAGUUUCAACAACUAUUUUUUUUAUCAUCAUACAAUUUUGAAGUCAGAAUAAAUGUGUUACACUUGCUUGUUCUGUUGUCUUUGCUUUUCAUAAAGUAACAGUUUUUAAGGAAGCUUGACACUAAUUCAGAGGAACUGGAUCUUCAUCCUGUUAGGUGAUGUUUUCCACGUUCUGGUGUUUAGAAUAAACAUUUAAACAGACUGUCUGCAGUAAAGCAUGGUAUUAAAAUACACCUGUCUGGGAUGGAUGGUCAAUAAUUGGUACUAUGAGCUGAAAAGAUAUCGCUAUUGCAGAAAAUGUAUCACAUUUUGCAUAUAAAGAAAAAUCUUUAAAUUAUGAUUUGUGUACUAAGAUAGAAAAUCAAAACACGGUUUGUGUCUAAAAAAAAUGACAGAUUUUAAAAAAAAGUUUAUUUCUUUCUUUCGGGAAGUUUUUAUUAAAUAUUUAUUUUGGAUUUCUUUUAUUUUUUGGUUCAUUGAUUUUUCUCUUCCCAUUUAUGAGCUUCUCUUCUGUCCAGCAGGUGGCAGUCAUACUUUCUAACCGCUGUUAGAACAGGAAGCCGCUGUGUGGGUAACUUCCGGUGCAGCGGUUAGCAGAGUUAGCAGCUUCUCUGUGUUGCUCAGCUGAUUGUUUUUUAGGCGGGAAACUGCGUAGCUUCUGGUGGUUCUGGUGUUGAUGGUUCUGUUUGGAUGCAGCAGGAUUAUGUAAAUGUGUCUCUGUCAUCUGACAGAUUUAGGAGGAGCUCAGAAACCAGAUGUUCCUCUGAAACAGGAGGACAAUAAUCACCUUCAGUAUCUCCGGUUCUGUUGGAGGAACUCAGAACUGUUCUGCUGGAAGUCUAUUGGUGGUUUUCAUCAAAUUAGCAGACAAUAAAUACUUUGUUUAUUUCU